CGGAAGCUGUAGGUCUACAUUCGGCUAGUGGCUGACUAUUGGUUCAAUGGAUUUGACAUAUUUAGCAUAUAGCCUAAGUUCCGCACACUCAGUAAACAUCUUAUUGCUUUUUGGGAUUUUUGAAGGUGCCGCGUUUUGAGUGGGGAUCCGUUUGAGCUGGGGGAGGUCUCUGCAGGGAGGAUAACUCAUCUCGUCGUCCGACUGCAGUCAAUAGUGGAGGAAAUAUCGAAAUAAUGCUAGAAUGAUCGGUUUUAUUUUGUUACUAUUACAAUGUGUUUAAGUUUCUAAUGGGCACAAGAAGUGACGGAAUGCAUAAAUAUAAAGCACAUGUGCAUUGAUGACAGGCGUUUAUGGUGAGCUUUUUGGAUUUUUAUCCCUGCAACCUGUCGGAGCGGUGAGGGUGGGGUCUGAUGUUGGAGUCAUGACGCAGGGGUUAUCGGGUACAUUAUUCCUCUCUAUGGCAACAAAGUGAACUGAUCAUAUAGAAAUCGUGUGGGUCAAAAAGGAGUACAUACAAAAAAUUAUGCAAUUCUUGGAUUUAGUGCCAUCCGGCGCGCGCGUGUCAAAGCUUAGGGCUACACACAUGGCAUCUGGUGGACCGUGGAUGUUGGCAGCAGCAGUUGCCACUAGUUGACAUGUCACCCGCGUGUGAGCAUCAAGUGAGCUUUUCAAGAGAGAGACACAGACAAAGAGGUGGACACUGAGAGAGGGAGAGAUAAAAAAGGGGAGAGUGAGGAGAGAGAGUAUCACCAAUCUUCACUUUCCAGCGUUGCCGAAACAAACUAAAUCUCCUACGCCUUGAAGCACUCCAAUGUGCGCGCAUCGUUGGAAACGUCUGUUGACUUUAUUAUCCUUGUUAUUAAUAUUAGUAUGAGGCGCAAUGGCUUGGUUUGACCGCGGGGUUCAAACGCUGCUGGCCACCGCCGGGGCUUUCGCCGCGUUCAGCCUCAUGACCAUCGCCAUAGGGACAGACUACUGGCUGUAUUCGCGCGCGUACAUCUGUAACGCCACCAAUGCCUCUACGGACGACGCCCCAUCGCAGCCCAAAACUAAGAAAGGCGACCUGACCCACUCGGGGCUGUGGAGAAUCUGUUGUAUUGAGGGUAUCAACCAAGGCAGCUGUAACAGGAUCAACCAUUUCCCCGAUGACAACGACUAUGACACGGACAGCUCUGAGUACCUCCUGCGCAUCGUGCGGGCCUCCAGUGUGUUCCCCAUCCUCAGCAAUGUCCUGCUGAUGUUUGGGGGGCUCUGUGUCGGGAUGGGCCACGUCUACAGCAAGCGCAACAACAUCCUCCUCAGCGCAGGCAUCCUGUUCGUUGCUGCAGGUCUGAGCAACAUCAUCGGCAUCAUCGUUUACAUAUCCAGCAAUGCCGGUGACCCCAACGACAGGCGGGAUGAUGACCGCAAGUAUACAUACUCCUACGGCUGGUCCUUCUACUUUGGCGCGCUGUCCUUCAUCGCGGCCGAGGCAGUGGCCGUGCUCGCCAUCAACAUCUAUAUCGAGAAGAACAAGGAGGUGCGCUGGCGAGCACGCCGCGACUUCAUCCGCUUUCUCUCCUCUUCCUCACCAUACUCACGAAUGCCCAGCUCCCACUUCCGCCGGCGUACAUCACGCUCCAGCUCUCGCUCCACAGAGGCGUCGCGAGAGAACUCGCCAGGCACCAACGCCCGCAAGGGGGGCAUGGUGCCGUCUCCCAGCAGGCCACUGGGCGAGCUGUCCAUGUACACUUUGGCCAGGGAUAGUGUUGCCGAGAGCCCCUACAGCCCAGAGCAUGAUGUCGCAGCCACCGCUGCUGAAUUCCUGCAGGUGCAUAACUGUUUCCCCAAUGACCUCAAGGACGGGGGCAACCGCAGGACCACACCGGUGUGAAGCACAGGGUCUCGUCCCGUGGUCUCGUCCCGGGGUCUCGUCCCGGAAUCUCGCCUAUGGGUCUCAUCUCGGGAUCUCGUUCUGUACUCGGGUUCCGAAGCGAUACUGGGGUUACAAAGGGGUUCUCGGUAACAAUUGGGUACUGGGGUUUCCGGAAACUCAGAGGACAGGUAAAAGAAAUGGAGUCCACAAAAGAAAACCAUCGGAGACCAUUCCAUACUUUGAGUUACUUCAGGGUCCAAAGAGAGCAGCAGGUGUGUGGAAAGAUAUCUGUGUAACCAUCAGUUGUAAAUUGAGCUGUUGUCUCUUGUAUUGGCCUUUGUUAUCGUUGUUCCUCUUCUAUUAAGACUGCUUUUAGAGGCUUGUCGCUGCAGGGUUGAGGUGCGGUUAUCUGUGUCUUAGCCAGCGUCGUGUUUGAGAUCAUUGGAUUGUGAUCACACUCCUUUCAAAGAGGGCAUUGGUUACAAACAUUGCUGUUUAUUCUAGAAUUAUUCUUGUUUAUGUGAUUCUUAAAAAAAAGAUUCAACAUUUUUAGUGAGAUCUGAAUGUGCCGUAUUCUACCAGUGUUUUACUAAACAAGGUGCUAGGUUAUCUAUAACAGUGUCUUUGUGUGUGCUCUGUUUCUAUCAAGUGUGGACCUCUCAACUUAAUUUCUGUGUUGUGGGUUAUUAUACCGAGGCGGUUUCCUCUUCAUCAACAUAGUCAUUUAUUCGAGUCCCUACAUGGCGGAUUAACCAAAAUAUACAGUUAUAAUUAUAUAAACUCUUGAGUGUAAUUCAGUGUUUUUGGUAUAAUCUGAGAUCAAUCAAUAUUGAUUGAUUCUUUCAGAGUUGGUGGAGGGGUGGGUAGUUUGGUGGUCCAUGUUUGCAAUGUGUUGAAAGUGGAGAAUCUCUACCACUGAGACCAGAUGUGCAUGUAGGGACAGGUAUAGAAUUACAGCAUUUUAGUAGGUCUGUUACCGAUGGAGAUUAAACACACCAUCACCCCCGCUUUACUUUUGUCAUACGUGCCCAUAAAGGACACAGCAUAAUCUGUGUGUUAGCAAGUCUGGAGUUUGAAAGAGUUAGCAUUCUCAAAAGACUGCGAUGAGAGAGGUUCUGCUGGCUUUGAAUCCCCCAGUAGCCUGAGAAAGAUCAGAGCUUCUGGGCCAACAUGAUAAAAAAUUAAUGUUUGUGUGUCCUAACAAAAAGGAGUGUUUAAGGUAGAAAAGAAAAGAUAUCCCUUUGCGUUUGGAUUUGCCCUUUGGAUGUUAGUUGAGUGAAAAAUAAAAAAAGUGUUCUUGUUGUGAUGUUACAAGUUUCUAUUGGUUAUUUUAUUAGUUAAUAGUUAAUUAUGUGCCCACUCAUAGCAAAUCCAAUAUUUUUGCUCUUGUGGCCAAUAGAUAAAAGGUUAUUUCGUCUGCUUGUUACCGCCAUGUACCCAUAAGAAGAAGAAACACAGCAACAUAUGCAUAUAUCUUCAGACUUAAAAUCAUAAAUUUUUUCCUCUUCAUUUUGUUAAACAAUUUUAAAUGCACAUUUGUGGCAGAAAGACUUAUUUUUUGGUUUUCCUACUGUUUCAAAUAAGCUCAAUUAGGGAAAGGAAACUUUCUAAAUUACAUUUUAAAUAUAUCAUACAUAUAUGAAUAUCCAGGAGACCUAAGAAAAAAUGUAUCCUAGGUAAACUUUAUUAUUUUAUAUGCCAUGCAUGCAGAUACAAUUCAAACAAACGUAAUGCUGUUCUGAACAAUAUCACCUGAUCAUAACUUCAUAACAUGCACUCAUAAUCACCAUUUCAUAUUCAGUUAAAUAAUCGUCUUAGCAUUAAAAUUAAUGCAUUCUGUUAAAGUGAUGAACUGUUAAUAUUAAGGAAAAAUUACUUACAUUCUAACUAAUUGCGCCUUAUAUUAAGAAUUAUUCUAAAGAUAAAUAUUUUUAUUGACAAAGAUAAUGGUUAACUGGACCACAGAAAGUAGUUGAAUGUAAAACCGUAAAGAUGGUGAUUAUGGUAGCAAUGCAGACCACCACUACCUGCAAAAUAAUGCAUAUCAAAAGUUAUUUUCUUCCCUAAUUGUCUUCAAAAUAUCAUGGCUUUACUUGAUAAGUGAAGUCCACAUAUGCCUGUAUAUGAUUGUUUUUUGAAAACUAAAUUAUGGGAUUUUGUUUAUAAUGUGCUUUGGUUAUAACCUUUUACUUUUUUAUGGUGUUUACCUUUUGUAUUCUUGUAAGAUUGCUCACAGUAGGCUAGUACGUUUGGUUUGCAUGCAUAACAUGUUUUUACUAUAAAUAAAAUAUUAA
Gadus morhua (Atlantic cod) is the source of this 4149-nucleotide messenger RNA. It is a transcript of the gene cacng4b, whose product is annotated as calcium channel, voltage-dependent, gamma subunit 4b. The record is from RefSeq and is a predicted model, not a curated record. Bases 881 to 1873 code for a protein of 330 amino acids. Gene Ontology annotation, molecular function: channel regulator activity; voltage-gated calcium channel activity. Lineage: Eukaryota; Metazoa; Chordata; Actinopteri; Gadiformes; Gadidae. Gene Ontology annotation, biological process: neurotransmitter receptor transport, postsynaptic endosome to lysosome; neurotransmitter receptor internalization; positive regulation of synaptic transmission, glutamatergic. Gene Ontology annotation, cellular component: AMPA glutamate receptor complex; voltage-gated calcium channel complex; postsynaptic density membrane. The transcript has 4 exons.